CAGGAGCUUGUGCAGCCUCCAGCCCCAAGGUGCACCCGGCGCCAGCUUGCUGCUGCUGUGCAUGGCUUUAGGGCCGUUGCUCUGGGAAGGGGGCGGCUGAGUGGAGAGACUCUUUCGUUGCAAACAUGCACAUCUAGCAAUGAUGAGUGCUCCAGGCCUGCUGUAAAGCUCUGUGUUUAUUGUUGUCCCCUUCCCUCCCCUGCCCCCUUUGCCCAGGUUGGAGGAGGGUUUAAAGGCAGGUGCGUUGAGGCUGCUCGCCAUGUCCAGAUCCGGGGACAGGACCUCCACCUUCGACCCCAGCCACAGCGACAACCUGCUGCAUGGCCUCAACCUGCUGUGGAGGAAGCAGCUCUUCUGCGACGUGACCCUGACGGCCCAGGGCCAGCAGUUCCACUGCCACAAGGCCGUGCUGGCCUCCUGUUCCCAGUACUUCCGAUCCCUCUUCUCCAGCAGCGGCGGUGGCGGCAACCCCCAACCCCUGGCUCUGGGGCCGGGCGCUCAGGACGGACUGGGCCUGGGGGGACCCCCCAAGGAGCAGCAGCAGGAGGAGCCCGGCACCCCUUCUUCCUCCCCAGAGGACAAGCUGCUGGCCAGCCCCAGAGCCAUCAACAACCUGGUGUUGCAAGGCUGCUCGUCCAUCGGGCUGCGCCUGGUGCUGGAGUACCUGUACACGGCCAACGUGACCCUGUCCCUGGACACGGUGGAGGAGGUGCUGUCGGUCAGCAAGAUCCUGCACAUCCCGCAGGUCACCAAGCUGUGCGUGCAGUUCCUCAACGACCAGAUCUCCGUGCAGAACUACAAGCAGGUGUGCAAGAUCGCCGCCCUGCACGGCCUGGAGGAGACCAAGAAGCUGGCCAACAAGUACCUGGUGGAGGACGUGCUGCUGCUCAACUUCGAGGAGAUGCGCGCCCUGCUCGACUCGCUGCCUCCCCCUGUGGAAUCGGAGCUGGCGCUCUUCCAAAUGUCCGUGCUCUGGCUGGAGCACGACCGGGAGACCCGCAUGCAAUACGCCCCGGACCUCAUGAAGCGCCUCCGCUUCGCCCUCAUUCCGGCCCCGGAGCUGGUGGAGCGGGUCCAGUCGGUGGAUUUCAUGCGCACCGACCCCGUCUGCCAGAAGCUGCUGCUGGACGCCAUGAACUACCACCUGAUGCCCUUCAGGCAGCACUGCAGGCAGAGCCUGGCCAGCAGAAUUCGCUCCAAUAAGAAAAUGCUGUUACUGGUCGGAGGAUUGCCUCCCGGACCUGACCGGCUACCCAGCAAUUUGGUUCAGUAUUAUGAUGAUGAAAAGAAGACAUGGAAAAUACUGACAAUUAUGCCAUAUAAUAGUGCCCAUCACUGUGUUGUGGAAGUAGAAAAUUUCUUGUUCGUUUUGGGAGGAGAAGACCAGUGGAACCCGAAUGGGAAACACAGUACAAACUUUGUCAGUCGAUAUGAUCCCAGGUUUAACAGCUGGAUACAACUUCCACCCAUGCAAGAGAGGAGAGCCAGUUUCUAUGCAUGUCGGCUUGAUAAGAACUUGUAUGUGAUUGGUGGAAGAAAUGAAACUGGCUACUUGUCCAGCGUGGAAUGCUAUAAUUUAGAGACAAAUGAAUGGCGUUAUGUAUCUUCUUUACCGCAACCUCUAGCAGCGCAUGCAGGAGCAGUGCACAACGGCAAGAUAUAUAUUUCGGGGGGCGUUCAUAAUGGAGAAUAUGUCCCCUGGCUGUACUGCUACGAUCCUGUAAUGGACGUCUGGGCCCGAAAACAGGACAUGAACACAAAGCGAGCUAUCCACACUUUGGCUGUAAUGAAUGAUCGACUGUAUGCAAUUGGAGGAAACCAUUUGAAAGGUUUCUCCCAUCUUGAUGUCAUGCUUGUGGAAUGCUAUGAUCCAAAAGGUGACCAGUGGAAUAUUCUUCAGACUCCUAUUUUGGAAGGUCGCAGUGGCCCUGGAUGCGCAGUUCUUGAUGACAGUAUUUACCUUGUCGGAGGCUACAGUUGGAGUAUGGGAGCCUACAAAUCUUCUACUAUUUGCUACAGUCCUGAGAAAGGAACCUGGACAGAACUAGAAGGAGAUGUAGCUGAGCCACUUGCAGGUCCUGCAUGUUCGACUGUCAUACUGCCAGCCUGUGUACCGUACAACAAAUAAUAUUCGAGAAGCACUGAAAUGAACAAUAUUACAUUCUGGAAAGUAAUAACGGGUGACGUAAAUAUUUUAAUAGAACAGAAUUCCUGGCAAAACAAAACUACCAUAAUUGACCCCUUAUUUCAGAUUUAUGCUUUAAAAGCAAACUGGGAACAAAAAGUCUCAUCUCAGAUAGAUGCCGGUGUCUUGUGAAGCAAGUAGCCAGAACACACCGAACAUUACAUGCUGACAGACUGCCAUUUCAGACUGAUUUUAACUUUUUUCCCACUACAGAAAUAUUCUUCACAUGGGUUUUAACUUUUAAAAAUGAAGGCUAAAUGUCCAAAUACAGCCUGAAAAGACAAGAUCAGUUUUGUGCAUUAUAUUCUACCUGCAUGUGAUCUAUGUGAAGUCAUGAGGGUGUUGUGUUCAUGAAUGCUUCAAAACUCAGAUACUGAAAAGCUCACUCUGCAUUGCAGAACUGUCUCCCCCUCUGUAAUCCUAACCUACAGCUACUUCAUAUGCUCUGCAAGCAACACAGCAUCAAAAGAUCAUAAAAGGUAAAGAAAUGUCAUUCCAUUUUUGCACAACUUGGCUUCUCAUACACUCUGCCUUCAAAGUCUCCAUAUGUAAGUGUAGUGAAGAGCAGACUACGAUGAAAGUGAUGCUUUACAGAGCACUUCUUGCAAUAGUGAUUUUAAGGAUUAGGAACAAAUUCUGCUCUUAGUUACACUGGUAUAAAUGCAGAGCCACUCCACUAAAAUCAAUGGAAUGAAUGUUUUUAUAGCUGGUGUGACUGAAAUCUUGGCCUAAACCUCAAAUUCUGGGUUUACAAAGUAAGUUUUUCUCAUAAGCAGUUAAAAGACAACACAGUCCAUUAAUACAGUAAACAUACAAGAAUUCUUCAUUUUCACUAACAUUAGAAGUGAACACACUUGCUAUUUGCUUUCAAAGACAAGAUCACUGAAUUUAUGCAUAAUGGUACCUCUUUGGACUUUUAAAUUAGUAUGCAUAGAAUUGAAGGGACCCUGGUAACUGGCUAAAAUCCUCGUCUCUGAUUUCACAAUUUUAAAGGUUUUCUCUGUUGAUCCAGAAAAAUACAGGGCUGGAUUCUCCACUGCCUUAUACCUUGUUUAGUUAUUUACAUCUGGUAAAGUGAAUGCAAAAUGCUAUCAGAUCAGAACAGUAGCAUAUGACACCCACUUUACACAGUUGUACUUGAUUACAUAGGGUGCAAGGCAGUGGCAAAUCAGGCCCAAUGUGUUUUUAUGCUUAUGUCUUCCUUUUGCAGCAGUAACUGACUUACAAACACUGUGCCUGGUUCUCCACUUCCUCUUGGCUUGCAUAAGGAUUUCGACCUGUACACAAUGCAUAUAAAAUACUUCUUCUUUGAGUGCUUGCUAAUGUCCAUUCCAUGUUAGGUGUGUGUGCUCACCACAUGCACCAGUGCCGGAAGU
Molecule: messenger RNA, 3561 nt
Organism: Malaclemys terrapin pileata
Lineage: Eukaryota; Metazoa; Chordata; Testudines; Emydidae
Gene: KLHL14
Product: kelch like family member 14
Exons: 8
Coding region: 260-2128 (622 amino acids)
Molecular function (GO): protein binding
Source: RefSeq, a predicted model, not a curated record